Molecule: messenger RNA, 4114 nt
Organism: Alosa alosa (allis shad)
Lineage: Eukaryota; Metazoa; Chordata; Actinopteri; Clupeiformes; Clupeidae
Gene: scarb2b
Product: scavenger receptor class B, member 2b
Exons: 13
Coding region: 363-1946 (527 amino acids)
Biological process (GO): protein targeting to lysosome; receptor-mediated endocytosis
Cellular component (GO): membrane; cytoplasm; lysosome
Molecular function (GO): scavenger receptor activity
Source: RefSeq, a predicted model, not a curated record
UCUACAUUGACAAAACGGUCGUGCCUGUCAGUUGUGUUUUCAGUGAAGGGGGACUGAGGAUAACUUCGGCUAACUUCGGCUGAAUCUUGCGCGAACGCUUGGUGCUCGGCGGGCGAGAUAGCUGACUAUUAAAAAAGAUACCGUUAGGUCAACGUGGAAUAACGUUAGAGCAACCAAUUCAUUUCAGUUCAGUGGCGUAGCCUAGCUAUAUUCUCCCCUUUCCACCCAACGUCUGAACACCAAAUUAAACUUUUCGAACUAACACAGACUUCUGGCGAUACACGUUGUAACUUAAGCAUAGUAGCCUAUGUUAGACACCAUUAACUGGUUUUAAAAAAGUUCGAACUUACACUUAUUCAACCAUGAUGCGGAAAUCUUGUUGCAUCUAUGCAACUGGCAUUAUCGCAACACAUUUGUUAAUAGUCGGCAUUGCUCUGAUGAUCGCAGAUGUGUUUCCAGGAUUAAUGACCAAGCGACUGAAGGGGGAGAUCACCCUUACUGAAGGCAGCAAGGUGUUUGACAGCUGGAAGAAUCCUCCACCCCCAGUUUUCAUGGAGUUCUUUUUCUUCAAUGUUACCAACCCUGAGGAAUAUCUUGCUGGACUGGCCAAGCCACGUGUUGUUGAGGUUGGACCAUAUACUUACAGGGAGUACAGGUCCAAAGAAAAUGUGACGUUUGUGGAGAAUGGGACCAAAGUGGCAGCCUAUACCCCCAAAACCUUUGUGUUCUUGCCUGAGAAAUCAAAGGGGAACCCUGAGGUUGAUCUCAUUACUUCUGUCAAUGUCCCGGCUGUGGCCGUGAUGAACAAAGUGCAGGGUAGUUUCUUCGUCACCCCAGCAGUCAAAGCUUGGAUGAAGAUGCUUAAUAUUACUGGAAUACUUACAACACGCACUGUCAGCGAGCUUUUGUGGGGUUAUGAAGACCCCCUUCUGAAGAAGGUCUCUGCCUUAAAGAAAGAUGUUGAGAAGGACUUCGGCUUCAUGAUAAAUAAAAAUGGAUCCCAUGAUGGAGAAUUUGUGUACCUCACUGGAGAGGAAGACUAUCUGGACUAUGGUCGUGUAGACACUUGGAAAGGUCAAAGGAAGCUGACAUAUUGGGGAUCAAACUACAGCAACCUGAUCCAGGGCUCAGAUGGCAGUGCCUUCCACGCGUACCUGACCAAGGAGGAAACCCUUAAUAUUUUCACCCCAGACCUGUGCAGGUCCAUCUACAUGAAGUUUGACAAGGAUGUGGAGGUGAAGGGUAUCCCUGCUUACCGCUUCACUCCUCCACGCUCUGUACUGGCCAGUGUCGAGGAGAACCCUGAUAACGCAGGCUUUUGCCUGUCAUCCAAGAACUGUUUGGGCUCUGGUGUGCUCAAGGUGGACGUGUGUAAGAAAGGGGUUCCAGUAGUGGUGUCAUUCCCCCAUUUCUACCUGGGGGCUGACGACUACAUCAAUGCCAUUGAUGGUAUCUCACCAGUGAAGGAGCACCACCAGACCUAUUUGGACCUUAAUCCGACCACUGGAAUCAUCGUUCGUGCAAGCAAGAGGGCACAAUUUAACAUCCUGGUGGAGAGACUGAGUAGUUUCCCCAUAACCAGUGGACUCGACAGAACAGUCUUCCCACUGUUUUUCCUCAAUGAGACUGUGGUGGUUGAUGACGCCUCAGCAGCUAGGCUGCAUAAGCUGUUACUGAUCGUCAAAAUUGGAUCCAACUUCCCCAUCUUCAUCAUUGCCCUCGGCGCGUUGCUGGUCAUCAUCCUCCUCGUCCUCAUCAUUCGUCUCCACAAGAAGAAGAUUGAAGUGAAACGCUUUGAUUUUUCAGAAGCUUACCCUUACUUACCUACGACUGCUAAGGAGGACACAAUCUACUCGCCUGUGAAUGACAAAACGGAGGACUACUCUGACAACUCGAAAAAUGGCAACUAUGUUGGCAUGACCCCUGUAAAAGCAGAGCGUGCUUGAGCACGAUUCCAAAGAUGUGUGGCGCCAAAUAGUAUAUAUGAUCAUUUUUCAUCACAUGCUGAUCCAUUCUUUAUAUGUUAAAUAUGUGUAAAUAUGUUGCUCUAUUUUCCCAUUUUAAAAUGUUUUGAGAGGUUAGGCUCGGCCUUGAAUGUUUGCUGUGUGAAAUUAUGCUUAUAUGUUUAAAUCAUUAUGUUCCCUGCAUACUUUAGAAGGCCGGGUGUUGUCCGUGGUUGUGUUUUGUAAAAACAGCUGUGUUGAUGUUUUAUAUAAUAUGAUUGCCAUCAAAUAGUGUUUUUGAAGGAGAUUUUUGAAUUUAGAAUUUUGUUUUAUGAAGAGAUGACUGCCAGUGUUCUCCAUCUUUCUGUUGCCAUGCAUACCCUGGAAACUCCAGAGUUCUCGCAAGAACACAGUUUGAAUUGUCUCUGCGAGACAAUCUGGCAAUGAGUAAUGAUGCACGUUACCAGGGUCUGGAAUCUCCAUGCUAGGCCAUGCUAAUAUCAAGUAUCAAACAUGAUUACAGUCUUUAAUGAUUGUGUUAAGUACACUGUCCUUUAGUAGACAGAAACUAAAGGGCUUCUGUAGGAUUACUUGCAGGACACUUUAGAUUGUUAACUGUGCCUUCCUGUUUCAUGAAUGAAUGAAAGUGUAUCUGCCUCACUCAGCUGCCAGCUUGUAUGCCAAUUAGAGAGCUUGUCUUAAUGAUAUCUGUUGAAAACACUAGUAACCUUAUGUGCUCUCCUUUAAACCAGUUCUCUCUCUUCUUGGUCUUGAAGUAAAGAGAAGGACUAGACAAAUGCAUUUCAUUUCUUUGGCCAUGACCAUGGUAGAAUUCUGCUGGUGUGUUUGACUGCCAACUUCUAUUGACAUGGUUUGUUGAGUUAUUAGAUUUGUUUUGUUCCUUGUCAGCUUUCCCCCUUUUUGAUUGUAUGAUGACCCUCCACCUUAGAGGCCAAAUUGUCGCAUUGUUUUGAAAAAAAGAAAAAACAUAGAAUAGAUUGUGUCAAAAACCAUAGUAAGCCUCACUUGUAAAAUUCAGCUUGACUGAUCUUUAAAUAUUUUUUUUGAUGGAUAUGUUGUAUAAUUGGAUUUUUUGACCUUAGGUUGUACAUCUGAUGGUGUGAGUUCAGAAUAUGUCUCAGAUAUUUACGUCAUUGUACAUUCUGUAAAAAUGUUUGUUUUUAAUGUAAUUACGUUUUAAAUUCAUAUGUUGUUCCGUUCCAUGGCAUUUAUUUGCCAUGAGUGGUUUGGUUGCCAUUUUCUCUGCCUCUUUUUGAUAAUAGUAACGUUUGAUCACUAUUGAUAUUGCUUAGUGUAAGCCAGUGCUUACAAAGCACAGAAACCAGCCGAAUGAACACAGGUUGCACCAUCCUCCUUGUUACAUUUUUCAAUGAAGUUGAAGUGUCGUCAAGAAUCUCCUGUUUGUGUAUCCUGACUUUAGAUUUUGGUUAUUUCAGUGUUAUAAUGUGUGCUCGAGUUGUGUGUGAAUAAGAUGGGACAGGCUUUGGUAUAUGCAUGGAUAAUCUCAGGUCCAUAGGCUCCUUUUGUGUCUCGGGGUGCUGUGCACAUAGUUACAAAUGUGGUGCCCCACAGGCCACACACUGUGUUGUAGCUCUUGGUAGCUACUGUAGUACCCCAAUGAAUGUCCGUAACCUUAAGCUAUUACAAAACAACUUCAUCUACAUCUUGGUCCGAAGUGCUAUUAUAGUAUUGAGACUAGAGAAUUGUUUUAAUUUCAAAAAUGACUUUUACAUUUCAGCCCAUCCAAGGAUAUAAGUGCUCUCUUAUGAGAGAUGACCCUUUUGUAUGCUUCCUGUGCCAUAAGGGCUGGGUCAGAGUUAUAGAUGGCUUUCCAACAUCCCAAGGUAAUUCUUCCAUACUCAGUUCAUAAAUAUUUUACAGAAGUUAAGUUUAAAUAAGUUACUUCCCUCUUUAGUACCACAUCUGUAGAACCUUAUUCCCUCAGUGUCCAUUCAAUGUCAACAUUCAUAUGUUACAAAAAGAGCUCAUGACUAUUUUGAGUUUCCUUUAUACCUUUGUAUUGUAAUGUCAAUUAAUGACAUUAUUGUUGGCCGUCACUUCUACUAGAUACUUUGCAUUAUACUGCAUACAUGUUAAAUACUUUUGCACUAACAACAAUCUGUAUUUUACAAUAAACUACGUUUGACUUA